Molecule: messenger RNA, 327 nt
Organism: Phodopus roborovskii (desert hamster)
Lineage: Eukaryota; Metazoa; Chordata; Mammalia; Rodentia; Cricetidae
Gene: Nmu
Product: neuromedin U
Exons: 5
Coding region: 25-327 (100 amino acids)
Molecular function (GO): neuromedin U receptor binding
Source: RefSeq, a predicted model, not a curated record
CAGAGCUGCUUGGAAGUGACUGAGAUGUCUCGAGCAACGGGUAGCCGCCCAGGGCUGUCUGGGGGACAAGUGGCGGCUGCAUACCCGCUCCUGUCAUUGCUGCUGCUCCUUGCCUGCUUCUCAAAUGCCUGCAGAGGUGCUCCAAUAUCACCUCAAAGAUUAUGGCCCAAACAAGAACUACAAUUGUGGAAUAAGGUGCAAGAAGCUUGUUCAUCCUUUCUGACUAUUGAUUCCCAGCCUCAGGCAUCCACUGCAUGGAGGGAGCUUUGCCAUAUGGUGAUGGAGAUCAUCCAGAAGCCUCAGGUGAAAGCCUUGGGUACCAAAUGA